UUUGACAAUGGAUUCUCAACUAUCUGUUGAAUGUUCUGCACAAUCAAAUAAACAUACAAACAACCAAGUUGCUACAAGCUCAAAUCAUCAAGAAGAAAAACUGGGACAGAAAUCGCAGGAAGAAAAUCCACAUUAUGUACCAGGAAAGUCACUUUGCAUUAGUCCUUUACCAGAAACUAUAUCUCGAGAAGAAUUGUUAAAAUUUCUUUAUCAAUUCGGAUCAGUUAAAAGACACCAUUUUGAACGAAAUUCUUUAUGGAUCGAAUACCAUAGCAGCAAACCCAUUUAUAUUUUAACGAGAAAGUCAAAUUGGUUGCCAAAUGAAAAACUAUGCAUAAGAAGAAUUAAGAAAAAUAAAGAUGAUUUUGAUAAAGGGUCAAAACAAAAAGGUAAAAAUGUCCCCAACAAAACCGAGGAAGAAGAAGACCUAAUAAGUUAUGACCGCAUAAAGACUGGUAUUGAAAAUGAAGUGACAUUUGACGGUCAAUUGGCCGCACUUUUAAAUUCAAUACAACUUAGUGACUUUGAAUUAACGACAAGAUAUAAUGUUAUUUGCACACAUUUGGACGAAAUAUUCAGACCGACUUUUCCUGAAUGUCGAACAUAUAGAUUUGGUUCAACAGUAGCGGGAUUGGGUUUUAAAGAGAGUGAUUUAGAUAUCUACAUGUAUGUCGGUAGAGACGGUCUAUCACCAGCUUUACACAGACCGGAUAUUCCACCACACAUAUUGACGCUAUCAAUUUUCAAAAAAGUGAAGAGAGUUAUGUACAGCAUGAAAUCUGUCUUUGCCAAUAUAGUAUCAAUCCCUAAAGCAAAAACGCCUAUUAUAAAAUUUCGUUAUGCACCAACCAACGUCUCGUGUGAUAUUUCUUUCAAAAACAGUUUAGGCAUUUACAAAAGUGACUUUUUAAAAUAUUGUGCAACAUGUGACCCUCGAAUAAGACCAUUAAUGCUGCUCAUUAAGUAUUGGGCAAGACAUUUUGGAAUUUCUGGCAUCGGGAGAAUCUCCAGCUAUGGACUGGUAUGUUUGAUUAUCUUUUAUCUUCAACAAGAUUUUGUUGGUCUUCUUCCACCCUUACUAGCUCUUCAGAGGACUUGUGCUCCACGGAUCAUAAAUGGAUGGCAAGUAAAUUUUAAUGAAAAUACAGUAUUGCCAGCUACUACCAACAACGAUAAUAUCGCGAUGCUACUUCAUAAGUUCUUCUCUUUCUAUGCCACAUUUCACUUCAAUUCAUGUGUGAUAUGUUUAUUGGACGGAAAGACAUAUUCGGCAGCUGACUUUGCUCAACUAGAUAAAUUACCUGAUUAUAUGGAUAGAUACAAAUGUUGUAUCAUGGAAAACGGUGCCAAGAAAUUGGAUAUUCAGAAACCGAUGUGCCUGCAAGAUCCGAUCGAACUUAAUCAGAAUACAGCUGCGGUUACAUCAGACCGCGCAUCAAUAGCAUUUCAACGUUGUUGCGCGUUUGGCGCUGAACUCUGUAUAACCGCUAGUGAAAAUAAUUACGAAAAUCUAUUGAAAAUGUUAUUUAGUACAAUACCUCCCGAAUUGAUAAUAACAAAAAAGAAGAAAAAGAAGUUCAAAACCAAGAUAUGUGCUGGUCGGUUUCUUCAGGAUUGCCAGAAAAUUGCAGGAUUGCCAGAAGAUUUCGAAGAAUGUACAAACGUUCUCGACAAGGAGCAGUACAAGAAAAAUAAUUGGUAUUUCUUAGCUUUUAAUCUAAUAAGAGAUAUCUUUAAAAUGGUAUUCAAAUUGCAAGUUGAAGUACUUCUCGAUCAAGAAACGAAGCAGCAGAAAGUUGAAGUAUUAUCUGAUGUACACACCAGAAGUCAUCAAAACAUAACUUUCCACUGCACAGGAAGCAAAUGUGUAUGGUACAAUCGAAAAAAGAAUAACAGAACUUUUUUGGAUAUUCAAUUAAGUCUUUUAGAGAAAGAAGCAAUUACGUCCGACAAGGUAGUGGAGCAGUUAAGUGAACAUGAGGAAGCUAACAAUAUAAAGCUAGAUUUUAUAUGUGUAUUAGAAAAGGCAGAUAAUCCUGUAGCAGUAAUAUUAACGUUACAUGAUGAGAAUAGUCAAAAUCACAUCUUUCGGCAAUUUGAGUGUUUCGUAAAUAGUUGGAUACCAAAAAUAAUAGACAAAACAUUGCUUCACAUGCUACAAUUUCAAAAAACUUAUGACCAGUUGCUACAACAUGCAAAAUGAUUCAUUGUGAUGAUUUUAAACCCAUUCCAUGUAUGUUUUUCACCAUACAUGUGUUAAAAAUGAGCAAUAUUUCUUUAGCAAAACUUUGGACAAUUUGAUAAUCAGCUUAGAUCAUCAUAUUGUUAAAUAACUAAUUCUCAACAUGUCUGACUAUUGAUUACUUCCAAAAAUUAAAAAACUUCUAUUAGAUUUUCUGACCUAUAUAUUACUUAUUGAAAAUAAUUAUAAAAUUUAGUUUUUGAAUUUAUAUGUAACAUUUACGAGCUGAAUUCUAAAGGUGUAAUCAUCGAAUAAA
Molecule: messenger RNA, 2498 nt
Organism: Linepithema humile (Argentine ant)
Lineage: Eukaryota; Metazoa; Arthropoda; Insecta; Hymenoptera; Formicidae
Product: speckle targeted PIP5K1A-regulated poly(A) polymerase-like
Molecular function (GO): poly(A) RNA polymerase activity
Source: RefSeq, a predicted model, not a curated record